Neltuma alba is the source of this 2204-nucleotide messenger RNA. RefSeq names its product metal tolerance protein 1. The transcript has 2 exons. Gene Ontology annotation, biological process: zinc ion transmembrane transport. Lineage: Eukaryota; Viridiplantae; Streptophyta; Magnoliopsida; Fabales; Fabaceae. Bases 701 to 1885 code for a protein of 394 amino acids. The record is from RefSeq and is a predicted model, not a curated record. Gene Ontology annotation, cellular component: plasma membrane. Gene Ontology annotation, molecular function: zinc ion transmembrane transporter activity.
GUGUAUUGUUUAUCAUAUGACUUCCUUCUGUUUUGCCCAAAUGCUCUGAAGCUCUGAUGAAUGUACGCUCAAUCAUUUUUUUGGCCCUUCCAUAGACAAAUUUUUGUUUUGAUUUUAUCCCAUCGAACUGUUACGCGGUUACAAUUGUGUGUUUAUGCUCUGCCUGGGUUCUUGAAGCAUUUACUCGAUAGUAUGGAUAUAUGACAAGAGUACAUUAUGUUACCGUAACUAUUAUGCACAAUUGAUCAACGCCCUUAUACUCUUUCUAUGUGAUUUCACGUAGAACAUGUUCCUAUUUCAAACUCACAGAUUAAGUUCAAUAUGCUUGUGCCGUCGGUUACAUAAUACUGACAACUUCGUGGCCCUGGUCCUUUUCUGUUUUGGUCAUGCCACUUCCUUUGAUCUUCUUGAACCCUUAUUGGUUAUACCACCUAUUGGUCCAUCUGUUUCUCAUCUGGCGAUGUGAUUACUUGGUAUUCUUCACGUGCCAUAGGAUUGUGGUUUGACUAUGGAGCUAGUUCGAAUUACACUCUCGAUUGAUUGACCUUGUCGGCUGCUAUUUGCAGCGGUAUUGUUUUGAACUUUUGUGAUGUGACAGGAAAUAUAGAAAAGAGUUUGGAUGUUUUUCAUUUCUUGGUAAUUUCUGAGAGAAAUUGCACAAAAUGAAUGAUACCCACACAAACGUGGCGUUGUAUUCCAGAUGGAAGCACAAAACUCCGAGGAUGCACGAGUGAUUGAGGUUCGUGGACACACCUCUGAUGGUAGAAGGGCUCUUGGGGGAAGUAAGCUUUGUGGGGAAGCACCAUGUGGGUUCGCAGGCGCUGGAUCCAUCUCCAGGGAUUCCAAGGAACGAUGGACCUCCAUGCGAAAACUUCUGACGGCAGUGAUUCUUUGUAUUGUUUUCAUGAGCAUUGAAGUUGUUGGGGGAAUCAAAGCUAAUAGUCUUGCAAUAUUGACUGAUGCUGCACACUUGCUUUCGGAUGUUGCAGCCUUUGCCAUCUCAUUAUUCUCUUUGUGGGCUGCUGGAUGGGAAGCCACCCCUCGUCAGUCAUAUGGAUUUUUCAGGAUAGAGAUUCUCGGAGCCUUGGUGUCUAUCCAACUAAUAUGGUUGCUUACAGGGAUUCUAGUCUUUGAAGCCAUUCAAAGACUCAUUGCUGGUACUCAUGAGGUUAAUGGCCUAUUAAUGUUUUUGGUUUCUGCAUUUGGUCUAUUGGUUAACAUUAUCAUGGCUCUUUUAUUGGGUCAUGAUCAUGGUCACGGACACGGACACAGACACGGACACGGGCAUGAUGAACAUGAUCAUGGUCAUGUCCAUGGAUCUAUAGUUUCCACCCAUCAACAUCAUCAUGAUGAAGAACAUUCCAGAGAUAAGCACCAUCACCACAGUCAUGAUGAUGUCAGUGAACCACUUCUCAAUGGAUCAAAAGGCAAACCAGAGGAGAAGAAGGAAUGGAACAUUAAUGUGCGAGGGGCUUAUCUCCAUGUACUUGGAGACUGUAUCCAAAGUAUUGGGGUAAUGAUUGGAGGAGCAAUCGUUUGGUACAAGCCCGAGUGGAAAGUAGUUGACUUGAUUUGCACACUAGUAUUCUCGGUGAUUGUUUUGGGGACAACGAUCAAUAUGCUGCGAAGCAUACUUGAAGUCCUGAUGGAGAGUACGCCAAGAGAGAUAGAUGCAACUAAACUUGAACAGGGCCUGCUGGACAUGGAUGAAGUUGUGGCUGUUCAUGAGCUGCAUAUAUGGGCCAUUACAGUGGGAAAGGUUUUACUGGCUUGUCAUGUGAAAAUUAGGCCAGAAGCUGAUGCAGACUUAAUGUUGGACAAGGUUGUGGACUAUAUCAAAAGGGUCUACAACAUAAGUCAUGUGACCAUUCAGAUCGAGCGCUAGUUCUGUCUUUGGGUCAAUUGGCUUUUUUUUUUUUUUUUUCCUUCCUGACUCUAGAAUACAACUUCCUUGACCGCAAUAAUGCAGCAUAUGCUUUUCUUGGAAUUUAAAGAUUGCCGGUACGAAUAGCUAUUUCUUGGGGCUUCAAUGAGGGUUGAGCAGUACGUGUUUUAACAUUAAGUCUUUUUUCAAAAAAUGAGGGAACUCAUCCUGACCUCUUUUAGGAUGGUGGGUUGACCUUGGUUAGGUUGGGUCUGUUUGGCAGUUCCGUGACUGCAUUAUUUACUUUAUAGACUAAUUUUCUGGUAUUUUGCUCUGGUCU